CCCCUCUUUACCGUUUAUAUUAUAUUCGCCGCACAUUAUAUAUUCACCUAAAAACAAUCUGAAAUUCUCUACACACAUCUCAGACAGACUCGUAAUCGCAGUGAAGAAAUGGGGCAGAUCCAGUAUUCAGAGAAGUACUUUGAUGAUACCUAUGAGUACAGGCACGUUGUUCUUCCUCCGGAGGUUGCUAAGUUGCUUCCGAAGAAUCGACUGCUCUCCGAGAAUGAGUGGCGUGCGAUUGGGGUACAGCAGAGUAGAGGAUGGGUUCAUUAUGCAAUUCACCGACCUGAGCCACAUAUUAUGCUUUUCAGGAGGCCCUUGAACUACCAGCAACAGCAGGAUGCUGCUGCUCAGCAAGCUGCCAUGGUCAAGUGAUACUCUUGACUUUUACUGCAGUAAUUUGGUUGUUAUCAAUUCAUUUCUUCUAGAAAUGAAGAUUAUGUUAUAUGGAAAACUUGUGUUUAUGAUUUAUGUUCUUUGAGGAACUUUUGGAUGUAUAGCUGGAAAAGCUGGGAAAUGUUAAAGAUUUAUGUUGAUCAUUUUCUUUCUUUAA
Molecule: messenger RNA, 553 nt
Organism: Daucus carota subsp. sativus
Lineage: Eukaryota; Viridiplantae; Streptophyta; Magnoliopsida; Apiales; Apiaceae
Product: cyclin-dependent kinases regulatory subunit 1
Exons: 3
Coding region: 109-375 (88 amino acids)
Biological process (GO): regulation of mitotic cell cycle
Cellular component (GO): SCF ubiquitin ligase complex; cyclin-dependent protein kinase holoenzyme complex
Molecular function (GO): ubiquitin binding; protein kinase binding; histone binding
Source: RefSeq, a predicted model, not a curated record